Messenger RNA from Aspergillus steynii IBT 23096, 1844 nucleotides. Its product is annotated as EXS domain-containing protein. The coding region runs from base 190 to 1395 and encodes 401 amino acids. Gene Ontology annotation, cellular component: membrane; cytoplasm. The record is from RefSeq and is a predicted model, not a curated record. Lineage: Eukaryota; Fungi; Ascomycota; Eurotiomycetes; Eurotiales; Aspergillaceae. The transcript has 5 exons.
GUCAUGAAUGAACAUUUCGGUUUUCAGACUCACCCCUAGUCACUCUUUUGGCCUAUCUUCCUUUCUUCUUCUUCUUUAUCCUUCUGUUUUUUCCUUUCUUCCUGCUCUUGUUUCUUUUCCCUGGCUGCUUGUUCCUUUGGCUUUUUCUCCGCUCUGGUGCUGCAUUUCCCGGCGCCGCUUCGAUGGAAUAUGGGUCCUGAUCAACAUGCUCAACUGGAUGACUUCAGUCUUGUCCUUCCAUUCCCCUCCCGCGUGGCGGUGAUUCUGGUUGCUGGUUUCUGGGGUUGGGGAGUUAAUCUGCACUAUCUCCUGAAGACAAACAUUGACGUUCCAGCCCUUAUUCGAUAUCCCGCCCGUCAUUCUUCCCAUCUACGGCCCCAUCACUCCUCGACCUAUCAUUUAGCGACCCUUCUGACCAUCCCCCUUGUUUUAUCCCUCUUGAUAUUCUGGGCUGCCACUCAUGGAUCUAAGGAGCGAGUGGAAUCGCUGGAUUACAUCCCCCAGUCAUACCUCUUCAUUUUCAUAAUCAUCAUCGCUCUUCCCUACAAUCGCCUUGCGCGAUCUGGACGACAUCGACUACUCGUGACCUUGAGGCGAAUCAGUGUUGGUGGGUUAGCGGAGGCCCAGGAUGGCAAAUUUGGCGACAUUCUCUUGGCCGACGCCCUAACCAGCUACGCUAAGGUCUUGGGGGACUUCGUCGUCACAUUCUGCAUGUUCUUUGGAUCCGAUGUCUCCAGCACAUCAAAGCCCAAUCGCAAAUGCGGCAACGACUACCUCACCCCUCUCAUCAUCGCCGUCCCCAGCAUUAUCCGACUCCGACAAUGUUUAAUCGAGUACAUCCGGGUCCGUCGCGGCGGCCCCAAGAGAGAAAACACGGGCUUCCAGCAUCUGGCUAACGCGUUGAAAUAUGCGACCGCAUUUCCCGUCAUUGUCCUUUCUGCCAAAUUGAGGAAUUACAACCCCCUAGAGAUGUACGGAUACAGCGAAAUGAGCCUGUCCCGCCUCCUGUAUUUCUGCACUUUUGUCAACUCAGCCUAUUCCUUCUACUGGGAUGUAACCAAGGAUUGGGAUCUGACCCUUCUCACCCCAUCACGCCUCGACCCGGAGCAUCCCUAUGGCUUACGUCGCCAUCGCUACUUCGCCGACCGACAAUACUACGCCGCCAUUUUGGUGGACUUGGGUAUUCGUUUCGCAUGGCUUUCCAGAUUCGUGCCGGGUUUUCUCUGGCUCACCGAGACCGAAGGGGGGCUUUUCACCCUCAUGUUUCUCGAGGUUGCGCGUCGAUGGAUGUGGAUUUUCCUUCGGGUGGAGGCCGAAUGGAUAAGAAAUAACCGUGGCCCGGCACCCGACGAUAUUCUACUCGGUGAGUUCAACGGCAAACUAGACGCCGAUUGACGCAUCAGCCGAGCCUUGAAAACAAUUCGCCGUUGUUUUAUUUAUAAAUGUCAUGACUUGUAUCUACAUGUAGACAGGACCGAGAGUUAUUGUUGACUUACGAACGCCUUUUGCUGCCAUUAUUUGCUACGCCGUUGAAGCCUACUAUCGCUUGCGCCUCUUUUGUUUUCUUGUUUCUGCUCUUCUCUUUUGGUUCCCUUUUUUUUCUUCUUAUAUUUAUAUAAACUUGGGAGUGGUUCGCUUUCCGUUAAGUUCAUAUUCACUGUCUUUUCUGUCUGUACCAUAUGGGCGAGAGCGUUCCGGAGCUACAUUGUGCCUAAAAAAUUGUUUCGGUCCUUUUCGUUUCUUUCAUGUUUAAUUCCUGGGGGAUGUUAGAUGGAUAAUCACUAAUUACAACAUGGGAAGGACCCCCUUUCCCCGAAAGACAAAAUAAAACAAAAAACCAAUAA